AUGGGCAAUUUCUGCUUCUCCGGCUUUAUCCUAUUUCCUAAACCCCUCUCGCUGCGCUGUCACGAUCCGUCCCUACGCACCGCCGACAGCUCCGGGGACGAGGAAAUCGAUGCGAGUGAUGAUCCCAUCUCAGGGACCGAGGUCCGGAGCCACUUAUCUGGACGGAGUAACCACUCAAGUUGGCAGGCCCUUUGCGUGAACGACUUGGGCCUCCAGCCCGCCACGUGGGAUGUGCGGCUCAGAACAGCAGCGAGAAUCGAUCUCUGUCUUGCACGCAAGACAUGCCUCCUUUACCCAUUUCGAGACACGGAAGCAGACAGCCGAAGGACAAAGCAAGUCACCGCGCACACACACAUACUCAUGCCUCUCCGCCUCAAACUGCAAAUCCCUCCUGUACAUAUCGUCUCCACUGUGAAAUGCUCCGCAGAUGGGCUAGGCACAAUCGAGGCAGGCAUCCUAUCCCAGAGACAUCAACUACAAGGCCCUACACACUUAUCGAUCUAG
Messenger RNA from Trichoderma harzianum CBS 226.95, 504 nucleotides. RefSeq lists its product as hypothetical. NCBI's taxonomy places the organism in Eukaryota, Fungi, Ascomycota, Sordariomycetes, Hypocreales, Hypocreaceae. The record is from RefSeq and is a predicted model, not a curated record. The transcript has a single exon. The coding region runs from base 1 to 504 and encodes 167 amino acids.